Molecule: messenger RNA, 1788 nt
Organism: Bipolaris maydis ATCC 48331
Lineage: Eukaryota; Fungi; Ascomycota; Dothideomycetes; Pleosporales; Pleosporaceae
Product: major facilitator superfamily domain-containing protein
Biological process (GO): transmembrane transport
Cellular component (GO): membrane
Molecular function (GO): transmembrane transporter activity
Source: RefSeq, a predicted model, not a curated record
AUGUCGCAAAGAAGCCAUGAAGCCAGUGAAAGCGAGGCGCUUUUGAAUCCUCGUAUUGCCAUUGCUUCCUCUUCCUCCUUCUCCUCCUACUCCACGCUCGAUAGCACAGAUUCUCCUAGAACGCCACAAACAGAAAGAGGGCUUUCAGACGCAGACAAAGAAAAACUAGAUGUUCUCAGUCGACUCAACGAUCUGGAAAGAUCGAAUUCUUCGGCUGAAGAGCUGGGAGACACUGGCAUCUCACUCUAUGAGAAGAAGUGUGAAUUGGUCAAUAAUGAGAUUGAUCUCAUGGGUAUGGGGCGUUACCAGUGGUCAAUAUGGGCCUUGUGUGGCUUCGGGUACAUGAUUGAUCUCAUGUGGGCACAAGCCUUUGGUCUAGUUUUGUCUCCAAUACAGCAGGAGUUUGGGUUUGGAGCUGACGAGACUGGCAAACUCUCCACCGCCUUCUCGGUUGGGCUUACAUCCGGUGCCUUCGUCUGGGGUGUUCUAGUAGAUGUGAUUGGGCGGAAGUCUUCUUUCAACCUGACCGUCUUCGUUGCUUGUAUUUUUGGUACUUGCAUCGGCGCCCCUAGCACCUACAAUGCCAUAUUGGUCCUGACGGCUCUUACUGGGUUCGGCAUCGGAGGCAACAUUCCUAUCGACACGACCAUUACACUGGAAGCCACUCCACAGAACAAGCGUUACCUUCUUCCUCUUCUCUCCAUGUUCCAGCCGAUUGGCGUCGUUAUAUGUUCAGUCUUGGCCUAUGGGUACAUUCCAAACUGGUCCUGCAGUCCAAACUUCUCAGAAGGAGACUGUGCACUCCCUGCUUGUACGGCUGUUGAGCUGGGCGAAGCGUGUUGCUUGAAAAAGGAUAACAUGGGAUGGCGAUAUCUUCUAUUCACACUAGGCGGAGUUACGAUCUUAGUGUUCGUUCUACGGUCAGUCCUCUUCGACUUCCAAGAGUCGCCCAAGUUCCUCAUCUACCGCGGCAAAGACGCCGAGGCCGUCAGUGUGCUACACAAGAUAGCUGAGUACAACCACACUAAAUGCACUCUAACCCUGGGAGACCUUGAGGUCCUGGAGCAUGCGUUUGAAUCCAACCGAGGCACUGCACCUAUACUUGGAGGUGGCGUUAAGCAACUCAAAUCUACGUGGACUGAGAAGCUUAAGUUGGAAGGCGAUCGCUUCAAGAUCCUCUUCUCAAGCUUCCAGAUGACAAGGUUGACCUUGCUCGUUUGGCUGACAUAUAUCUGUGAUUACUGGGGGUUUACUGUUGCCGGAACCUACCUCCCGCAAAUUCUGGCCGUGAAGAAUGGCGCUCUGGACUUGUCCCUUCGCUAUACGUACCGAUCGUACAUAUUCAUCUACCUUCCUGGAGUAUUCGGAGUAGUACUGGGGACGCUGUCUUACCGUGCAUCGCGAGUAGGCCGCAAGUGGACAAUGGUAGUCUCCUCAGCCCUCAUGGGCAUCUCCAUCUUUCUCUUCAGUAGCGUCAACUCGGCGGCGUCCAACAUAGGCUUCAACAUCAUGGAAUACUUCUUCCAGUCCAUGUUCAACUCUGUGCUGUACGGAUGGACACCGGAAGCUUUCCCAGCGCCCAUCCGGGGCACUGCAUGUGGAAUUGCAAGCUUCUGGGGCAGGCUUUUCGGUAUCGUUAGUCCGCUGAUUGCACAGCACUUGUAUGCUGGUGGAGGAGCAGGGAGGGAUAUUAACAGUGUACUGUAUCUGGCUGGGGGUGUGACAUUGGGCUGUGUCAUUACCACCGCAUUGCUGCCCAGUAAUCUUGUAGGGAGGCAAAGCUUGUAG